This is a messenger RNA of Trichomonas vaginalis G3, 354 nucleotides long. RefSeq names its product protein of unknown function, DUF4106 family. The record is from RefSeq and is a predicted model, not a curated record. NCBI's taxonomy places the organism in Eukaryota, Parabasalia, Trichomonadida, Trichomonadidae. The coding region runs from base 1 to 354 and encodes 117 amino acids. The transcript has a single exon.
AUGGAAAGAAAACCAGAAUGGCUACAAAAACAUAUAUUUGGAAACGAGCUUAUUCCAUAUGGACAAGCUCUGUUUGAAGAGCUUGAACCAGAAACUCAGGAAAGAGUCAUGCAAACAAUACGCGAAGACUCAAAUACAAACUAUGACAAACUCUUUCUAGGAUAUAGGGUACCUGAGAUGGGCGACCAGAGCCAAAAGGCAAAAAGGACAUGGAAAAUUUGCAACAUACUAGAUGAACAUAAUGCAAAGAUGCAACAACUUCAAGCAGAGGGCAAUGAAGGAAAAAGAAGAGUUAAAAACUCAGUCAGGAAGAAAGUAAAGCUUGGUCGGAGUGGGUUCUAUUAUGACAUAUAA